Messenger RNA from Pseudoliparis swirei, 1428 nucleotides. It is a transcript of the gene hmces, whose product is annotated as 5-hydroxymethylcytosine binding, ES cell specific. Gene Ontology annotation, molecular function: single-stranded DNA binding. The record is from RefSeq and is a predicted model, not a curated record. The transcript has 7 exons. Gene Ontology annotation, biological process: DNA damage response. Lineage: Eukaryota; Metazoa; Chordata; Actinopteri; Perciformes; Liparidae. Bases 119 to 1219 code for a protein of 366 amino acids.
UCUGCCCGGGCAAAUCCCCACACUACGUUGAAGCUAACAUAACAUAACACAGCUCAACUUUACGACUUCAGAACCCGCGGAAGCAGGCGGCUGAAAAAAGUGCUAUAUUCGCCCCAAAAUGUGUGGAAGAACCGCGUGCACGCUUGCUUCUGACGAGGUGAGCCGAGCCUGCUCCUACAGAGACCGGAGAGGGCAGCGGAGACAGCCCCGCUGGAGGGACGGGGAUGCGGACAAAUACCGACCGUCUUACAACAAGAGCCCCCAGUCCACGAGCCCCGUGCUGCUGUCCCAGAGGCAUUUCGACAGGAAUGCUCCUGUGGAUGAGUGUGUGCUGGCCUCCAUGCGCUGGGGUCUGGUCCCCGCCUGGUUCAAGGAGAAUGACCCGAGCAAGAUGCCAUACAGCACCAACAACUGCCGCAGUGAAAGUAUUUUGGAGAAGAAAACAUACAAGGAUCCCCUGAUAAAAGGGCAGCGCUGCGUCAUCCUGGCCGAUGGCUUCUAUGAGUGGAAGAGGCAGGCGAGAGAGAAGCAGCCCUUCUUCAUCUACUUUCCUCAGACUGAGGGAACCGGUCGGGAGAAAAGAGAUGAUGAUGAGGAGGAGGAUGACCCCGCGACCUCGGCUGACAAUAAGGAGAAUUCAGAGACGACGUGCCCUCCAGAGGAGGCCUCCGCUGUCUUGACAGAGGGAGGAGAAGCACCAGAUGAGUGGACUGGGUGGAAGUUGCUGACUAUGGCUGGACUGUUUGACUGCUGGACACCUCCCGGCGGCGGAGAACCCCUUUACACAUACAGUGUAAUAACCGUGAACGCGUCCCUAAACCUGAAAAGCAUCCAUGAUAGGAUGCCAGCAGUCCUGGAUGGAGAGGAAGAAGUGAGGAGAUGGCUGGAUUUUGGGGAGGUGAAGUCUCAAGACGCCAUGAAACUGCUCCAGUCUAAAAACAGUUUGACUUUUCACCCCGUCUCUUCGCUGGUGAACAACUCACGCAACAACUCUCCAGAGUGCCUUCAGCCAAUAGAUCCAAACAGCAAAAAGGAGCCCAAACCCACAGCCAGCAGUAAGAUCAUGACGAGCUGGCUGGCGAGCAGUGAACCGUCAAAGAGGAAGGAGCCCGCCGCACGCGAGAGUGAAGAAGAGCGAGACGGCGAGGCCGAGGCUCAGAAGACAGGAUUACUGCACCAGUGGCUUCAGGGGGCCAAAAAGAAACCAAGAACCAAAUGAAGAUAUGAACCGGGGACUGAAAACUCUGGAGACGUUAAAAGACCAUUUAGGCAUUAUUUAUUCCGCGUAAUUAUUUUAUAAACAGUUGUGUGAAAAAAACAUGCGUUUGCUCCACUUUCUACGUAAUAAUAAAAAAAUGCGACACAUCCGAAUUUAUUUUAAAAUGCUAUCAAAUGUCAGAAAUAAAAAAGGCUGCAUGCUUAAAUCAA